Molecule: messenger RNA, 6537 nt
Organism: Myripristis murdjan (pinecone soldierfish)
Lineage: Eukaryota; Metazoa; Chordata; Actinopteri; Holocentriformes; Holocentridae
Gene: wwp1
Product: WW domain containing E3 ubiquitin protein ligase 1
Exons: 26
Coding region: 384-3284 (966 amino acids)
Biological process (GO): proteasome-mediated ubiquitin-dependent protein catabolic process; protein ubiquitination
Cellular component (GO): cytoplasm
Molecular function (GO): protein binding; ubiquitin protein ligase activity
Source: RefSeq, a predicted model, not a curated record
ACUGUGUUAUUGCACAGUAAUAUUCGGGGUGGCGCGCCUGUCGCCUGUGUUUGGCUGCUCGGGGCUCCUCAACAGAGAUGGCAAUAGAGUCGUAGCAGACGGCUCGGCCUGACAGGCACAGCGGCUGUGCGUUUCACCAGUAACCCUGAGACCCGCAGACACACUGGGAGUCGGGAAGGAGCGGAGCAGCUGGCACGGGUGCACUAGUGUUCCUGUGGUCCACACUUGCUUUGGACAUUUUGGAGUCUGCUUGUCCUGCACGUCUUUGGACUGUGGAAGGGCAUGAUUACCUCGAGGACACUUAGAGCAACCAUGGGACACGGAGUGGGCUGAACCAGAGGGUCUAGCAACACACACCAAUCGUUUCCACUGUGGUGUAUGACAUGGCCACGGCCUCAUCUAGAGCAGAGUCUAGCCAUAACCACGGAGGAACGUCACAGCUCUAUGCCAUCGUUUCCUGUGCCAAACUCAAAAGGAAGAAGAGCCUGUUUGGGGCGGCCAUCUAUGUGGAGGUAACAGCCGAGGGGGAGUCGCGGCGCACAGCAAAGUCACACAGCUCCUCCAACCCCAAGUGGGACGAGAGGCUCACUCUGAAUGUAACACCGCACACACAGGUGGACUUCAAGGUAUGGAGCCACCACACCCUGAAGGCAGAUGCUCUGCUGGGCAAAGCCACGCUGGACCUCCUGCAGGCGUUGGACCAGCAUGACAGAAAACUAGAGAAUGUGAAGGAGGUGUUGAAGCUGAGUGUGGAGCAGAAGGGAGCUCCAGUGCCCACAGGAGAGCUGACUGUCUACCUGGAUGGACUGACUGUCUCUGACCGGGAGGCGCUGACACCGAUCACCAAUGGCAAUGCAACAAACGCCACAAAAGUUCAACAGAACGGUGAUGCCAUCCAUGAGAAUGAAGGAGACUCUUCCUCCUCUUCCUCAAGGGCUGCGAACAGCACGGUGAACGGUACGGACUUGGGCCAAGGCUCAGGCUCCUGUUCCGCUUCCAACGGUGUGGACAGUCAUGCGCCUUCCGACUCCUCCAGCCCCGCGCCCGGACCCCUGGUCAAUGGAGACACCACACCCAACUCCACCCCAGUCCACCAACCCCCAGACAGUGACACAGAGACUAGAACUGUCAAUGGGGAAUCCUGCAACGCUGCUCUCAGCCCCUCUCCUGCUGCAACAAGCGACGCGCUGCCCCCAGCAGACAACCUAGAGGACUGUAGCCAAGAUGCCGCUGUUCCAGACUCCAGCACGGCGGCAGAUAGCACAGCUGCAGCCCUCACCACCUCUUCCUCCACCAUGGCUCCAGCCUCCUCUUCUGCUGCUAAGCCUAAUGACGGUGCUGCUGCUCCCUCCACUUCCACCUCUCCAGCCCAGGCAGUAACCACCGCCGCCACAACCACCAUCACCACCACCACCACAGCCUCCUCGUUGUCCUCUUCUUCCUCUUCAGCUCUGGGAGAGGCAGCAGCCUCAGGAGCUGGCAGUGGCAGUGGUAGUAGCAGUGGAGCUGUAACAACGGAUGGGGCCAAGCCUAGGCAGCAGGCCCCCAACGCUGGAGCCUCCGAUCCACUACCACCAGGAUGGGAGCAGAGGAAGGACCCACAUGGGAGAACGUACUAUGUAGACCACAACACGAGGACUACGACCUGGGAAAGACCACAGCCACUGCCACCAGGCUGGGAGCGACGGGUGGACGACCGUGGCAGGAUCUACUACGUGGAUCACAACACCCGAACCACCACUUGGCAACGUCCCACCAUGGAGUCGGUCCGCAAUUUUGAGCAGUGGCAAAGCCAGCGCAGCCAGCUGCAGGGAGCUAUGCACCAGUUCAACCAGAGAUACCUCUACUCCGCCUCCAUGAUGUCUGCUGAGAAUGAUCCGCUGGGCCCGCUGCCUCCUGGUUGGGAGAGGCGAGUGGACUCCAAUGACCGAGUGUACUUUGUCAACCACAACACCAAGACAACGCAAUGGGAAGACCCCCGAACACAAGGGCUACAGAAUGAAGACCCUCUGCCUGAAGGUUGGGAGAUUCGGUACACAAGGGAAGGGGUCCGCUAUUUUGUGGAUCACAACACCCGAACAACCACCUUCAGCGAUCCACGCACCGGAAAGUCCUCUGUCACUAAGGGCCCUCAGAUUGCCUAUGAGCGCAGCUUCAGGUGGAAGCUUGCCCAUUUCCGCUACUUGUGCCAGUCCAAUGCACUCCCCAGCCAUGUGAAGAUCACGGUCUCCAGACAGACCCUGUUUGAAGACUCUUUCCAGCAAAUUAUGGCCCUGAAGCCUUACGACUUGAGGAGGAGACUCUAUGUCAUCUUCAGAGGGGAAGAGGGACUAGACUAUGGUGGUUUAGCCCGGGAAUGGUUCUUCCUGCUGUCCCACGAGGUGCUGAACCCCAUGUACUGUCUGUUUGAGUAUGCCGGCAAGAGCAACUACUGUCUGCAGAUCAACCCAGCCUCAACCAUCAACCCUGACCACCUCUCCUACUUCUGCUUCAUCGGACGCUUCAUUGCUAUGGCACUUUUCCAUGGGAAGUUCAUUGACACGGGCUUCUCCCUGCCUUUCUACAAACGCAUGCUGAACAAGAAGCUCAUCCUCAAAGACCUCGAGUCCAUCGACCCAGAGUUCUACAACUCACUCAUCUGGAUCAGGGACAACAACAUUGAAGAGUGUGGUCUGGAGAUGUACUUCUCUGUGGACAUGGAGAUCCUGGGGAAGAUCACCUCCCACGACCUGAAACCCGACGGCACAAAUGUCCUAGUCACCGAGGAAAACAAAGAGGAGUAUAUCAGUCUGAUGGCAGAAUGGAGGUUCUCCCGUGGGGUCGAAGGUCAGACCAAGGCUUUCCUAGACGGCUUCAAUGAGGUGGUUCCCCUCCAGUGGCUCCAGUAUUUCGAUGAGAAAGAAUUGGAGGUGAUGCUAUGUGGCAUGCAAGAGGUGGACCUGCAGGACUGGCAGAGGAACACAGUGUAUCGUCACUACACCAGGAACAGCAAACAGAUCAUCUGGUUCUGGCAGCUGGUGAAGGAGGUGGACAACGAAGUGCGACUGCGCCUCAUGCAGUUUGUGACCGGGACCUGCAGACUGCCCCUGGGUGGCUUUGCUGAACUCAUGGGGAGUAAUGGGCCGCAGAAGUUCUGCAUUGAGAAGGUGGGGAAAGACACCUGGCUUCCCCGGAGCCACACAUGCUUUAACCGGCUGGACCUGCCCCCUUACAAAAGCUUUGAACAGCUGAAAGAAAAGCUGCUCUUCGCCAUUGAGGAAACAGAAGGAUUUGGCCAAGAGUAGAGCAAGAGGAGUCCUCCUGCAUCCCUCCUCCUUCCCCUACCGCUGUUGAUCCAGCCAAGUAAAACAAACAAAAAAGGAAGAAUUGCACAGUUAACUACCAAUGUAUAUAAGCUAUUUUAUCAUUUUAAACCAAAUCUUAAUUCGCAGCAGUGUUUUUGCCGCAUUCCCCCAUUCCCUGAACCUUAUAUAUUAUAUUAUACCCCGUCAUGACAUAUGCAAGCAUUUCAGCAUUUCCCCCUUCGUUUUAAAAACGGGAAUCAUUGCUGAUUAUAUAUAUAUAUACAUAUAUAUAUAUUUUACCGCCCCCCCUCCUGGCUGGGUUUUUAAAAGGAGACUGAAAGUGUUCUUGAGAGGAUUUUUUAAUAGUUGAAGCAAAAUCUUCUUUUACGGCUCUAGUUCUAUAGAGCUUUUAAAGGGUGAGUGUAGCGUCGGGGUCCUGUGCCUGAGAUUUUUUUUUUUUUUUUUUUUUUUGGACCCUUAGUAAUUGUUGCAAUUCUUGCUGCGCGCUUGCAUGACUGCCUCUGAAGAAGAGGAGACUGCUGUUCUCUCUCUUUCUCUCUCUCUCUCUCCCACACACACACACACAAACACAAAGUCAUUUAAGCAUGGACAGCUAAAUCUCUGUCAGUAUUACUGUCAUCAUCACCAUCAUCAAAAGUGACCAGUGUUCUGGAUGGACUAAUCUUUUCGCCAGCCUCUUCAGCUCCUGCACAAAGAUAGAUAUUGGAGAUGGUCCUUUUGUUUUUUUUUCCCAACCCAUUGUAUCACUGACGCCGGCCUUAAGUGAGAAACAUCAUCUAGUCCUCUUGUUUGGACAGAAACACUGCUUAAUAAUAUUUUUUUAAAAAGCGCCUCAAACGUGGACCGCUCUCACAGCUUACAGGGCUGCAGAGAAUAUGACCCAGCCCUUCUCCCUGAGGAUUAAGUGUGCAUAGUGCGUGGUGUGUGCGUGAUUGUGUGUGUCUGUGGUGGCAGUGGAGUUCAUGGUUGAGGCCAGGAGAUGGAGGAAGCUUCAGCAGCGACAGGAUUAUGUCAAGAGACACUGAGCAUGUUCCAGGCCACCUAGACUGCAGCCAGCCACCAGAUCUCACAGCAGCAGGAUAGGUGAAGGGCUCCAGCUGGCAGUUCAAACCAGGGCGACUCUUUUGCAACUGCAUGGCAAGUCUUCAUUUGGUCUUGGUUUCCAGUGGCAGGUUUCCUUUCGGACAGUCACUUGUGUGGGAAAGAAUCACUGCUCAAAAGACAAAUAAACAGAUUUUUGGUAAACUAUUAGCAUAUGCAUCACUCCUUCCUGAUUGCCGCUCUCCUCUAUUGAUCUCUGGCACUGUCAGCAGCCCUGUGCAUCAUAAUUAUGAUUUACAUGACAGGAAAUGUCACCACAUUCACUCCUAAAGCUAGCAAAGAUCUCUAACUUAAAAUAAGAAAAAAAAAAAAAAAACCUGCACAAGAUGUUAGUACAACAUCCUUAGAUUGCGCAUUGAAUAUCACUCCCACUGUAUCAUGAAUUACACCGGAUGAAAAUAGGGAUUUUGAAGAACAUAUGAAAAGUCAAAAACUGUUGAUGGCAGAAUGGAGUGUUGGACUGUUGAAUGAAAUCAAAUUGUAUUUGGCAAUUUCACUGAACAUGUUAAUUGCCCACAGUUUUUCCCAACAAUUCACUAACCAGUCUCAAAUCCAGCUCUGCAUACAUACACAGCACCAAGAAAUAAAACUGAACUUUGGUUUUGAAUGACUCAACUGCACAGACAUUACAGGAUGGGAACCGGGCACGCAAAAGCAAAUAAAAAUUUGACACCCUUUUGGGCCAGUCCACCAUCAAAUCUAAUGUGAGCUGGCCCUGAACCCCUGUAGCCUGAAGAGAUGUAAUAAAAAGUGGCCCCCCUCAUACAUGGUGUGUAUGUGAUAUUUGGCUGCUGACUCAACAGCAUGACUGCAGUGUAGGUGAACUGGAACUUGCCUUCUCAAGCCAUAGUGCUGCACCUUGCUUCUCUUCUUCCCCAAGAUGAUAUUUAGACUAUUUAAUUUAUGAAGCCCAUGUUCAAUGUCUUUACCUUUUCUUGUUCAGAGAUGAGGUAGCCUUAGUAUAAUUACAUUUUUUGUACAAAUAAGCUAAGUGGCGGCUAUUAGCAGAAAACAAAUCCUAGGCUAAUUCACAUGCAAAUGAUCAUGAAGCUCUGCUGAUAGAUUCUGUGGUGUACGUCAUUCCAGGGCAGCAACUCUCUGCAGUUCAGUGUCUGCACAGCAGCAAGCUCGAUAAUGCAUUGCUCUGCUCUUUCCGCCUUCCCCCCGAUCCUUGCUGAUUUUUUUGCUUUAAUGCUUAAGGUGACAUGCGUUCUCCUUCAAAAUGUGAAGUCUCUAACUCCGUUGUUUCUGACCACAACUGGUGCUUAUUUGUUCGGGUGGUCUAAAAUGAUAUAAAAGCAAGAAAAAAAAGCAGUGGCAGGCCGUUCUUCACAUUUCCUCUAGCUUUGUGCGCUCAGACCACUGCAAGCAGAAACAGACUAUUUUAGGCUUUCAAGGAGGAGCUUGUGAUCAGUCAAGUUGUCAGUCAUGUAUAUAACAUCUAUUCAGCUGUCCCUGUGGACGAGAUGUGGAGGGAGGGACAAAAAAAAACAAGAGUAGAGGAACCUUAAUUGUGGCAAAAGGAGCCAACUCAUGAGAGAAGUCAAAACUGCAUAAUGUUGUGCUUCCUUUUGAACAAAAAUCUGUAAUCAAAGAAAAAUCAACUGUGUAUGUGAAUAUUCAUUGUAUAAAGAAGAUGAAAGUAAGUAAAGUACUUAAUUAUUAUAAUUAGUUACACAGAGCCACCGUUCCAUUGAUGGAAAUCUGUGAUGCCUUUGUUCUUAUCAGAAAUAGCAGGGGACGUUUCAGGUUGCCUUCACUGUAGCCACUUGCUAGUUUGAGUCCAUACCUUAAAAACAAAGGCCAUUCACAAUACUGUAUAUCAGUUCCAUAUCUAACGAUGCACCAUGCAGCUGAAGCCUGUGCUGGCUGCGGUUUAGGCAAUCUGAAAUGUACUCAGACUGUAACAUAUCGCGUGUAGAUACACACUGUAAACACCAACUACACUGUACAGAAUGCCCCUUUACUGGAGACGAUGUGUAUAAAAGAUUCAUUUUUAAUCUGCUUUGACCCAUUUUAAUGAAGAGAGUUGGAUUUAUGAGAUAAAAAUAAGUGAAUAAAGCCCCCAUGCUCUCCAUAUGCUUUUCUGUUGUGAGAAUCAUGGGGGAUGAGAGGCCUUCUGCUCAGGAUU